Messenger RNA from Stegastes partitus (bicolor damselfish), 1787 nucleotides. It is a transcript of the gene gjb9b, whose product is annotated as gap junction protein beta 9b. Lineage: Eukaryota; Metazoa; Chordata; Actinopteri; Pomacentridae. Gene Ontology annotation, cellular component: connexin complex. Gene Ontology annotation, molecular function: gap junction channel activity. Bases 188 to 1006 code for a protein of 272 amino acids. Gene Ontology annotation, biological process: cell-cell signaling. The transcript has 3 exons. The record is from RefSeq and is a predicted model, not a curated record.
AGCCCCCUCAAAGUCUCCAGGUGAGACCAAGUCAGUUUGCAUCGACGCGAGAGCAGCUGACAGGCACUCAAGAAAACUCUCCUGCGUAGAGCUUCUAGGGGUCAGAUCAUCAAGAACCCCCUCCCACCCGAUCUCUUGAGGAGCUCCUAUAUCUCCCUCGGUCUCCUCCACCUCUGAGGCAGCCGUCAUGAACUGGUCUGCACUUGAGGCGCUCCUCAGCGGGGUCAACAAGUACUCCACCGUCUUCGGUCGGGUCUGGCUCUCCAUGGUGUUCGUCUUCCGGGUGAUGGUGUUCGUGGUGGCGGCGCAGCGGGUGUGGGGCGAUGAGAGCAAAGACUUUGUCUGCAACACGGCCCAGCCGGGCUGCAACAACGUGUGCUACGACAGCAUCUUCCCCAUCUCCCACAUCCGCCUGUGGGCCCUGCAGCUCAUCUUCGUCACCUGCCCAUCGCUGAUGGUGGUCGGCCACGUCAAGUACAGGGAGAAGAAGGACAUGCAGUACACCGCCUCCCACAAGGGCGCCCAUCUGUAUGCCAACCCUGGGAAGAAACGCGGGGGGCUGUGGUGGACUUACCUGGUGAGCCUGAUUUUCAAGGCAGGCUUCGAUGCCGGCUUCCUCUACAUCCUGUACCACAUCUACGAUGGUUACGACAUGCCCCGCUUGUCCAAGUGCUCCCUGCCGCCGUGCCCCAACACGGUGGACUGCUACAUAUCCCGUCCCACAGAGAAAAGGAUCUUCACCCUCUUCAUGGUGGUCUCCUCUGCCUUCUGCAUCUUAAUGUGUAUCUGCGAGAUGAUUUACCUCGUCUGCAAACGCGUUCAGAAGCUCAUUAAGAGGAAGGCCGAAGCAGACAGGAGGAUGUUCGCAGAGAACCACGAGAUGACGCCGCUGGCAAGGCCGAGGUCAGAGUUCAGGUCCAAAGCAUCAAUCAGAGUAGAUCCCACAGCGUCCAUCCAGAACCUCGCCAACAGCAAGACAGAGGAAGGACCACCUCCCAAGAAGUAAUGAUGUACAACGUAGUGGUGGCUAUGAUGAAAAACUAAGUAUUCAAGGUGCCACUGCAAGUGAACGCACGCAUCAGACUCCACAGAGAACUGCCGCUCAGCACCACAGAUACCCAUCACUUCAGGGAUUUCUGAAACAGCGAUUUGUAAAUAUUAUCAGGCUAAAUGAGAUUCUGCAGGACCGCACACCUUAUACAUACAGCAUGAGGAUUACAGACGAAGUUAAAGGUUAUCAUGUGUUUCUUUUGGAAAAGGUGUGUUAUGUGUGUACGAGUGUGUCUCUGUUUGUGUUUUUGUGUCUGUAUCAGUGUCCAGUAGUAAGCUUCAGAUGGUAAAAUCAGGUAAUUUGUAAAUAAAACGUUAAACCCCAAGUGAUGUAAAUACAUCACAGAGAGUGAAGCCUUUUACCUGAACAUACACACUGCCCCCUAAUGAAUAAAACAAGAUAAAACAGAGCACUUUCUUUAGUUGUUGACACAGAAAUCAGCAGAAAUCACCUGAAGGGAUUUUGUUGUUAGAUAUGGAAAAUGAAGAAAAUGCUCUUUAUUGUUCAGGACUCACUUUGAUGCCUUUUGAUGUUGUGCUUUCACACUAUUAAAUCAGAGUUCCUUAAUGAAGGUAAGACAUGUGUGAACUAAUUCAUGGCACUGAAAAAACGCACAAAAAUAUUCUUUUUUUUUUUUUCUUUUUUUUUACUUACACAGAAUAAGAUUGUAGAUAAUAUAUUUUUGUUUUACAUUUUGUAUUUAUUGUUGUGGCUUAUAAAGAUUUGCUUCAUGAUA